Messenger RNA from Myripristis murdjan (pinecone soldierfish), 743 nucleotides. RefSeq names its product coiled-coil domain containing 43 (gene ccdc43). The record is from RefSeq and is a predicted model, not a curated record. The transcript is spliced from 5 exons. Bases 47 to 694 code for a protein of 215 amino acids. NCBI's taxonomy places the organism in Eukaryota, Metazoa, Chordata, Actinopteri, Holocentriformes, Holocentridae.
UCUCAAAGGAUAGCCGCGCGCUAGCGAAGGACCCCAAAGGGCCAACAUGGCUGCGCCCGUGGUGGACACCGGGGGGUUUGAAAGCUGGCUAAAUGAUCGGCUAGACUCGCUGGAAGUGGACCGUGAGGUGUACGGCGCGUACAUUUUGGGCGUCCUGCAAGAAGAGGAGACCGACGAGGAGAAAGGAGAUGCGCUUCAAGGAAUUUUAUCCGCAUUUUUGGAGGAAGGCAUGCUGGAAGACGUGUGCAGACAGAUCAUCCAACAGUGGACAGAAAGCUGUGCCCGAUCAGCAGCCAAGGGCGAUGCUGAUGACGUUGAUGUCCAGGCAAUCGCCAGUAUGAUCGAGAAGCAGGCUCAGAUCGUGGUGAAACAGAAGGAAGUGUCUGAGGAGUCCAAGAAGAGGAAAGAGGCCCUCCUCGCACAGUACGCCAACGUUACAGACGAAGAAGAUGAAGAUCAAGAAGAGGAGUCAACAAGCGGGACUAAUUUUCCCGGAGCUGAAAAAUCCCUGUUCAAGAACACCAACGUGGAGGAGGUUCUGAUCAGACAAAAGCAAAAGCGGGAGCAGGCUCGCGAGGAAUCUGUCAAGAAGAAGGAGUCUGACAAGAUGCAGCGGGAGAAGGACAAACUCGCCAAGCAGGAGAGGAAGGACAAGGAGAAGAAGCGUACACAGAAAGGUGAACGCAAGAGAUAAAAAUAAGGAGAACGGACGCUUUGGACGUGAAAGGGUUUUGCUACCGGAC